ACUCACAUAUUUUCUAGGUCCCUGAGUUUAAGAAUACACCUUUACAAACAUGCGUUUCUACGGCUCUCCAUCGUUUUACAAUUUUGGGAGAAAGAAGACCUUAUUCUUUUAAAUGGUGAAGUUAUGAGCAAUGUAAUUUUUCCAAGAGCCUUGAGAAACAUAAUGUCUGGUUGUCAACAUGUAACAAUAAAAGCUGUCCAUCGUGACAAACUGACGUCACUGUUCAAUAUGGAGAUGACAAAAGAACAAAUAAAUAGAUGUCCCAUCAAAACAUUUAAUAAAGAAAUACGUGUCAUUUCAUCAAUACAUGAUGAACACAAAAAAGAGAAUAAAUUAGCUAUAAAACAAAUGCAGACAUCUAAAAUACUUGGCUUUGACACAGAAACAGCAGUUGUGUUCAAUACAAACAUAAAUCUACCAAUAUCUCUGAUUCAACUUUCCAAUGAAGAUACAGUUGUUUUAUGGAGACUUAGAAGUGAACGGAAAUUUUUGCAGCCAAGUUUUCCAAAAACCUUAAAGGAUAUCCUUCAAAGCAGGGACAUUAUAAAGGUUGGCACAGGAAAUGAUGGAGAUAUAGCUGAUUUGUAUAACCAGUAUCAAAUAAAAUGUGCCUGUAUUUUUGAUACCCAGAAAAUUGCGAAAGAUCUUGGUUUCGUAAAGCUUGGUUUAGCAUCGUUAACAGCGCAACUUUUUGGAUGGAGAGUAUCGAAAGAUAGACGUUUAUCUAACUGGGAAGCGCGAAAUUUAGAUCGAAGUCAAGUGGUGUAUGGUGCCACUGACGCUUGGUCUUCUCUUCUUGUUUAUAAAAAGUUGACAAGUAUUAUGGACGAGCUUGGUUUAGUACCAAACGAGUUGCCAUCAGUAUUUGAUCUAAUGUUACAUCGAGAGUCGAGGAUUGAUCACAGUAUAUUUUGUGCGAUCGACAAGAAAAUAUGCGAGGCUACACGUGUUAAGAAGAUAAAAUUUCAGAAAAGAAGAAAAAGAAAACUACGACUAACUGUGGACGAACUCGAUCUUUCUGCAUACGUGAACUCACACACGCAAGAACUGUGUGCAAUUGGCACAAAGAAAGAGAAAAGUACAAAAACUUUGUCGUGUAACGUUAACACGGAUCAGAAGCAUGUUCGAUAUGUUAAUCCUGUUGGCUCGCACAAAAACGAAACGAUGGCAAAAGAAAAUAAACUAAAUUACGAUUUACCUUUUGUGUAAUUUAACUGUUUUUAAAGUUUGCUGUGCAACUUGGUUUAAUUUUUAUUAAGGUUUGCUGUGCAACUUGGUUAACUUAUUUUAUUUGUCAGACUUUUUCGCGGGGAAAUUAAUUUUUAACACGGAUUGUGGAACUGGUCGGUGUUGUGUCAAUAUUUGAGAAACAAAGUUGAUUUUUUUUAAAAAAUUUAUUUUAAAAACCUAAUAUUUUUUGAAGGUGCUUCACCUCAUCCGUAAAAGACGAAAUUUUAUUCUAUCUGUAUAAAAAUUAAAUUCUUUGAUACAGGGAUGAUUUUUAGGUAAAAGUUGAUUUCUAUUAAAGCGUACUUGGUCGCAGCUCCGGUUUAGUAUCUGGGCAUGCUUAUUACAUUUUCUUUCUGGUAAUGACACUUGUAUUUUGACACGUGCAACUUUUUUCACAAACAAUCAAAAUUUAAAAAACGCUGCCAUCGUUAAUUUAAUGGAAAUCUAACAUAUUGAGUGCCGACAUUUAAAUGUUGGGAGGUGUGAGUUUUUGAAUAAAAAAGAAGCCUUCAGACACUUGUUUUUGAAAGUUUAAAGUAUAGUCUUGCGGAGUAAGAAAAGUUAAAAGUGUGUCUUUAGCAUGGCUACAUAGCAUUCUGGAAUUAUUUGUUUCAAAUUUUGGUCCACAUUUUGGAUGGUUUAGUUGCUACUUAUUGUAUAGACGCACAUAUUUUUUUUCUUAGGAUGUUAAACGCCCUAUCUUAUAACCACUGCUCUACCAAAACUUUUAAAAAUGUUU
Molecule: messenger RNA, 1969 nt
Organism: Hydractinia symbiolongicarpus
Lineage: Eukaryota; Metazoa; Cnidaria; Hydrozoa; Anthoathecata; Hydractiniidae
Product: exonuclease 3'-5' domain-containing protein 2-like
Exons: 7
Coding region: 124-1209 (361 amino acids)
Biological process (GO): nucleobase-containing compound metabolic process
Molecular function (GO): nucleic acid binding; 3'-5' exonuclease activity
Source: RefSeq, a predicted model, not a curated record